CCUCGGUCCUCGUUAAUGUAUUUGUAAAAACACUCUUUAUUUACCCCAUUCAGAAUGGGCCAGAUCAAGGUCUGACUGAGCUUUCUCCUCUCUACUUUUCUCUCUGCAUUACCUAAGGACAUUCUCCAACUCUUCCUGAGCUGCCUGCCCUUUUCCAAAGUGAGACAACCUAUUUUAUUCCCUGAGUUCCUGGGAAUGCUCCCUUUGCAGCCAGGCAGGUCUUCUCCUCCACCUCCUCAUCUUUUGGCACCCAGGGCCAGGCUGCUCCUGUGCCUUCAAGGUUUCCUUCUUAAGUACAUCCAGUCUUCCGGGGCCCCUUUCUUUUCAAGGGCUGCUUCCCAAGGGAUGUUCCAAACCAAGGGAUGUGCCAAACCGGCACCGCGCUCGCCUCCGCUCCGUUCCGUGCCCGGAGUCGGCGAGAGCCCGAGCAGCGGCGGCGCAGGGCUCCGGGCCGGGGCGGAGCUGGCGGCGUUGGGAGGAGGCGGCACGGCCGCAGCAGAGCCGGGGCUGAGGGGCACAGCGAGGCUCGGCCGGCGGAGCGGCGGCAUGCGGCGGUGUCGGGGCGCGGGGCUGGCGGCGCUGGCCGCGGUGCUGCUGCUCGUGGCUGUGGCCAGAGCGCAGGUACAGCAGGAGCCGUCAUUGGAGACCACCGAGGGUACCGGCAUCAACAUCACCUGCUCGCAUCCCAAAAUCCAGACCAGCGAAACCAUCUACUGGUACCGACAGCUCCCGGGCCAGGGACCUGAAUACCUCGCGAGCGUUCACAAAGACUCCAAAAAGCUGCCGGGCAUUGCAGGAGAGCUGUGGGUGUCGGCAGACCGGCGCUGGAGCGCGCUGCGGCUCGGUGGGCCCCGGCGCGGGGACGCGGCCGUGUAUUACUGCGCGCUGGGCCCACGGGCAGAGGAGCCGGGGCUGCGGCCGGGCACGAACCGCCGCGGGCGGGGCCGGGCGGGGCCAGCAGGAGGCGCUGCCGCUCCGCCCGCCGGGGCCGCCUCGCCCCGCUCGGCCCGGGACCCCGGGGCGCUGCCGGCACCGGCACCGGUCAUGUCAUGA
Messenger RNA from Taeniopygia guttata (zebra finch), 1053 nucleotides. The record is from RefSeq and is a predicted model, not a curated record. NCBI's taxonomy places the organism in Eukaryota, Metazoa, Chordata, Aves, Passeriformes, Estrildidae.